GGCCUCUUGCUCACCCACUUCCUCUGUGACUUGGAGCUGCCUGUGGGCAUGUCUGGUCCCCAAAUUGGCACUGUUUAAUGCCAGUGGUUUGCAACUGGUGGAACUAAUGUCGUGCAGCCUCCCAAGUGUAGCAGUCAUUGCCAGGAAUGAGCACCUCUACCCUGAUAUAACUGCGAUCUGUUCUCAUGCUGCUGCAGCUGAGUGGCACUGGCAUCAUGAAGCAGUUUGAUCUGAAACAGGGGCAUUGGUACAGUCUGCUGCAGCCAACAAACUGAGCGCAUCAUUUAGGGGGUGCAUGGAGAUGGGGAGAAUCACUGUCUAUGUUCCUCAGCAGUAGGGUGACCUGGCUCAAGGCAUCUCAGCGGUGUCCCUGCUGCUCCCUUGACGGCAUCCAAGAUGCCGGAAGGCCCGUCCGUGAGGAAGUUCCAGUUGCUGACCUCGCCUUUCGUGGGGCACGUGGUGGCCAAGGCAGGAGGAAGCAGCCGACAGAUUAGCCUGAAUGAGCUGCAAGGACUGGAGCUCCAGGACUCCCAGGCCCAUGGAAAGAACUUGUUCCUGGCAUUUGGCACUGCUGUGGAAGCACAGGUCCUGCCCGGAGGGCCAUCUCGGGCACCUGUGGACAAAGAGGCAGCUGUCCCGGCAGAGGCUGGCAGUGGGGCACAUGCCCAGGAGGGACAGGCAUGGGUGGCUUCUGACCCACAGAGCAGUGCGGAGGAGCAGCAUUUGCAAAGGGAGCAGGAGCCUGAGCACUCGACACCUGAGGACCAGGAUGCGGCCGUCGGCUCUUGGAGUUGGCUGCGCUUCCAUUUCGGCAUGUUCGGCAGCGUCCGGGCUAACGAGUUCUCGAGAGCUAAUAAGGCAAACAAGCGAGGGGACUGGAAGGACCCUGUGCCCAGGCUGGUCCUGCACUUUGCGAAAGGGGGCUUCCUCGUCUUCUACAACUGCCGAAUACACUGGAGCUCCUCUCCGACGGCCAAACCCACCAUUGACAUCUUGUCUGCUGACUUCCAUCGGGGGCAGGCUUUGGAAGCCCUUUGCCGGCCGAUGCCCAUCUGCUACACCCUUCUGGACCAGAGAUAUUUCUCGGGUCUGGGGAACAUCAUUAAAAAUGAGAUCUUGUACUUGGCGAAGAUCCACCCAUUAUCACAAGGGUCCCUCUUGGCUCCCUCCGAUCUCGACGCCUUGCUUGAUCAUGCCGUUCAGUUCAGCACCCACUGGCUGCAUAAGAAAUUGCAUGGGGAAAGAUUACACCCUCAGAUCUACCAGAAGGAGAAAUGUCCUUUUGGGCACAUGGUGAUGAAGGGAACUCUUGGUCCCCCACAUGGGCUUCAGAGACUUACCUGGUGGUGCCCUCAGUGCCAGCCUCGUGUGCCAGCAGAAAGUAAAGGUCAUCCUCCUGUGUAUACCCCUAUAUCUUCCAGCCUUUAAAAGGAUUGAGAACAUGCUGUCCUUUCUUGGAGAACAUUGCAUGAGGCUGAGGAUGGCUUGCAACAAGCUCUCAGUUGCACUGAGCAGAAAUCGCUUGUCUGUGAAGACAGAAAAUCAGAGAAAAUUCAGUUUGUUAAAAAGAGAUGAAAGGGUUUCUAUGUCCAUGUUGCAUUGCAGGGAUCAGUGCAGCAAGUAAAGGGAGUUCUCUGCAACAGUUGAAAAUACUCGGUACCGAUUUGUGGAUAAGGGGUUUAAUAUGUAGCAAUUGAAAAGAAGUUAAUUGUUAAUAUGUUAAAUGUUAAUUUCAUGUUAAAUGUUAAUUGUUAAUAUGUUACAUAUGUCAUGACCAUAAAGCAGCAUCAGUAGCAUCAGCAUGAUAGCUG
This is a messenger RNA of Alligator sinensis (Chinese alligator), 1811 nucleotides long. RefSeq names its product nei like DNA glycosylase 2 (gene NEIL2). Gene Ontology annotation, biological process: base-excision repair. The transcript has 4 exons. Gene Ontology annotation, cellular component: nucleus. Bases 397 to 1428 code for a protein of 343 amino acids. The record is from RefSeq and is a predicted model, not a curated record. Gene Ontology annotation, molecular function: DNA N-glycosylase activity; DNA-(apurinic or apyrimidinic site) endonuclease activity; damaged DNA binding. Lineage: Eukaryota; Metazoa; Chordata; Crocodylia; Alligatoridae.